Molecule: messenger RNA, 1644 nt
Organism: Striga hermonthica
Lineage: Eukaryota; Viridiplantae; Streptophyta; Magnoliopsida; Lamiales; Orobanchaceae
Source: the annotation of a GenBank genome assembly
AUGGCCGCCGAGGGUAGCAUUCCUUCGAUUCCUUUGUCUACAAUGAUCCAUAUGGUAAAUAUCAAACUCACUUCCGCAAAUUACCUUUUGUGGCAUGCCCAGAUCGAAUCCCUUCUCAUCACCCAGGGUUUUCUUCCGCAUCUGGAUGGCUCAUCCCCAUGCCCAUCGCGCGAGAUCACUACACCGGCAGGUACAAAAAGUACCAAUCCCGAGUUCGCCGCUUGGUAUUCCCGGGAUCAACUGAUCCGGCUAUUCCUUGUUUCCACUCUUACGGAGGAGUCCAUGGCUGUUGUCAUUGGCUGCACUUCGUCCCGCGAUGUCUGGACCUCUCUCACUCGCGCCUAUAGCCAUGCCUCGAAGGCUCGAGAGCUAAGCCUGAAGGAUGAUCUUCUCUCGGUCAAGCGUGGCGAUCUUUCUGUUUCUGAAUAUGGACAGCGUUUCAAGGCAAUUUGUGACAAACUUGCUGCCAUCGGUCGGUCUAUUGACUCGACCGACAAAUCUCACUGGUUCCUUCGUGGCUUGGGGCCUGCUUUUUCGACGUUCACGGCCGCACAACUUGCUCAGGAGCCCCUUCCUGACUUCGACACUCUUCUUGCCCGCGCCGAAAGUCACCAAUUUUUCCAACGUUCAUCUGACAUCUCGUCAUCGUCUUCUUCGGUUGCAUUUUAUGCUGCUCCUAGGGCCCGUCCUCCGGCCUCGUCUCAGCCACAAGGCCGCUGCAAGAAAAAUAAAGCCAAAGGUCGUCGUCAGCCUUGGUGCUAUUUCUGCCGUGAAGAAAACCAUGAUGCCUGGGACUGUCCUAGACGUUUUGACCGCUCUUUCACUCGGCCGUCCCAAUCAUCUACUACAGCUAAUCUGGCCGAAGCACUAUCAUCGAGCUGCACUAUAUCACAACCUAAUGUUUCUGAUUGGUACUUAGAUACUGGGGCUUCUGCUCAUAUCACCUCGGAUGCGUCUCAGCUUGAUGAUCUUACUGAUUACAACGGCUCCGAUCGUGUCACCGUGGGUAAUGGUGAUCAACUUCCUAUCACGCAAUCUGGUUCUCUUUUUUUCUCUAAUUCUUUUUAUUUACGCGAUGUCCUAGUUGUGCCCGGAAUGACUAAAAAUCUUUUGUCGGUUAGCAAAUUGACCAGCGACUUACCUGUUCAUGUUAUCUUCACUGACUCUUCCCUUCGUAUUCAGCACAAGGACAGCGGCAACAUAAUCGCAACCGGCGUGCGUGAUAGUGGCCUGUACCGUUUGGAUUUGGCAGUCAAGGCCCUUGCUGCUCACACAUCCAUAUCUCGGCGUGCUUCCUCUGCGAUUUGGCAUUCCCGACUUGGACACUCCUCUCCGGCUGUUUUAUCUACUUUAGUCAAUUUAAAGUUGUUAUCUGUUACUUCCGGUUUUCCUAAUCGUAAGAUUCUUCAUGACUCCGCCCUAAACGGGCGCACCGCCAGGGCUGAUCAUGUUCGCCGCAUUGUCGUGGCUGUUGUUGCACUGCUGGGCGAUGAACUUGACCUCGGAUCCCUCAACCUGUCUCCAAAAACCCUUAGAUUUGAUCGCCGAUUAGUGGAGGAACAGAUCCUCGUCUCUGCCGUCAUCAGGGGUUAUGAAUCCAAAGGCUUCCUGGACUCGAAUCCUCUUAGUAACAACUGCACCUGA